AAAAUUAUGGACAGCCCUGAGGCACCCUUUAAAAUUAUGGACAGCCCUGAGGCACCUAUUAAAAUUAUGGACAGCCCUGAGGCACCCUUUAAAAUUAUGGACAGUCCCGAGGCACCCUUUAAAAUUAUGGACAGCUCUGAGGCACCCUUUAAAAUUAUGGACAGCCCUGAGGAACCCUUUAAAAUUAUGGACAGCCCUGAGGCACCCUUUAAAAUUAUGGACAGCUCUGAGGAACCCUUUAAAAUUAUGGACAACUCUGAGGAACCCUUUAAAAUUAUGGACAGCCCUGAGGUGCCCUUUAAAAUUAUGGACAGUCCAGAGGCACCCUUUAAAAUGAUGGACAGUCCUAAGGAACCCUUAAAAAUUAUGGACAGCUCUGAGGCACCCUUAAAAAUUGUGGACAGCCCUGAGGCACCUUUUAAAAUUAUGGACAGUCCUGAGGCACCCUUUAAAAUUAUGGACAGUCCAGAGGCACCCUCUAAAAUUAUGGACAGUCCAGAGGCACCCUUUAAAAUUAUGGACAGUCCUGAGGCACCCUUUAAAAUUAUGGACAGUCCAGAGGCACCCUUUAAAAUUAUGGACAGUCCAGAGGCACCCUUUAAAAUUAUGGAAAGCCCUGAGGCACCCUUUAAAAUUGUGGACAGUCUUGAGGCACCCCAAUCUAAAAUGGGGUGCCUCAAGACUGUCCAUCAUUUUAAAAGGGCACCCCAUUCUAAAAUU
Messenger RNA from Staurois parvus, 720 nucleotides. The record is from the annotation of a GenBank genome assembly. NCBI's taxonomy places the organism in Eukaryota, Metazoa, Chordata, Amphibia, Anura, Ranidae.